GUUUUGUGAAAGGUGCACACAGUGAAGCCGCUGCAUUUGUUUUUUUUACUUCCUGGAUCCGGACAGUGUCAUUCAGCCGAAAAUGGUCCAUGCUGAAGCCUUUUCUCGCCCUUUGAGCAGAAAUGAAGUAGUCGGAUUAAUCUUUCGUUUGACUAUUUUUGGUGCUGUCACAUAUUUUACUAUUAAGUGGAUGGUGGACGCGAUGGAUCCGACAAGAAAACAGAAGGUUGAAGCUCAAAAACAGGCUGAAAAGCUUAUGAAGCAGAUUGGUGUAAAAAAUGUGAAGCUUACCGAAUAUGAGAUGAGCAUUGCGGCCCAUUUAGUUGAUCCUCUCAGUAUGCUGGUUACAUGGAGCGACAUUGCAGGUUUGGAUGAUGUUAUCACAGAUCUUAAGGAUACAGUUAUACUCCCAAUCAAGAAGAAACAUCUAUUUGAGAACUCAAGGUUACUGCAGCCUCCUAAAGGUGUGCUUCUGUAUGGUCCUCCAGGAUGUGGUAAAACGCUGAUUGCUAAAGCAACAGCCAAGGAAGCAGGGUGUCGAUUCAUCAAUCUUCAGCCAUCUACUCUUACUGAUAAAUGGUAUGGAGAGUCCCAGAAACUAGCAGCCGCUGUUUUCUCCUUGGCCGUAAAGCUCCAGCCAUCCAUUAUUUUUAUUGAUGAAAUAGAUUCUUUUCUCAGAAGUCGUUCAAGUUCUGACCAUGAGGCCACAGCAAUGAUGAAAGCUCAGUUCAUGAGUCUUUGGGAUGGGCUGGAUACAGACUACAGCUGUCAGGUGAUUGUAAUGGGAGCUACAAACCGUCCCCAGGAUCUUGAUACAGCAAUAAUGCGAAGAAUGCCUACGAGAUUCCAUGUCAAUCAGCCGUCUAGGAACCAGCGAGAGGCAAUACUUAAUCUCAUCUUAAGAAAUGAAAAUGUGGAUGAACACGUGGAUUUAAUAGAAGUUGCAAAUGGAACUGAUGGUUUUUCUGGAAGCGAUCUGAAGGAGAUGUGUCGUGAUGCGGCACUAUUCUGUGUGCGCGAGUAUGUCAGCAACUCUUCAGAUGAAAGGUGUAUAUGCAGUCGGAUUUCAGAAGUGCAAUGUUUUUAUGAAGAGAUUCGACCAAUACAACAGCAAGAUCUGUUGAAAGCCAUUGAAAAAAUGAGGAAAUCAAAGAGCGCAGCAAGCCAGGGUGUUUUAAUGCACGCUAGUUUGGACUAAAGAUGUUUUGCCAUUUGUGUUACAAAAUUAGAUGGAAGACGAUGGUCCGUGAACGGUGGGAAUGUGAAGAUGUUUGUGGUUUGCAAAAAAAAUGGAGCUUGUCUUGUUAAAAGCUCUUAAUAAAUGUAAACAUUGGAUAGAGAACCAUGGAAUCCAUUCAUAAUAAAGCAAAAUCCUUGAAACAGAGAAGAAGAUAGUAACGAUAGGUUAGUGCUCUUAAACCUUGCGUGGUCCAAGCUGGGGAAGCAGCCGUGAUGACCAGUGAUACAUAAUGAAUGGCUUUGUAUUGGUCUUGUUGACGAUGUGUGUCUGUGUAAGUGAAAUUAUCAGUAGUACAUCCUGUGCUGCUGUUGUAAAUAUUGUUGUCCACAAAAGGAAUAUCUAAAGUAGAGUAAUUAUGCAUCUGAUUAUAAACAUAAAAUUAGAUUUAGUUUAUUAUUUUGGAAUGUUCUCAUCGGAACUUGGCCAGCUAAUAUAGCUCACAAUUAUAACGGCAGCGUGUCCAUUUAACAUGACAGAGGCCGCUGUUUUUCUUCAUACAAUUUAACUAGUUUUCUCCCACUCUAUCCUUUAGUUGUAGGAAGAGUGUUUGGGAUCUCUGUGAAUGCAGUCAACCCUAAAGCCAUCUGACAUGUCACAUGUGCAAUAUAUAGUGUGUAUAAUUGUAUAUACCAUGGUAUGUGUUCCGGUAAUAUGGUGUGAAAUAAUGCAGUUUUACAGAUGCGAUUUUAAAGGGAUAUGAAACCCAAAUAAACUUUGAUUAUUCAGAUAGAGCAUACAAUGUUAAUCAACUUUCCAAUUUCUAUUAAUGUGCUUGGUUCUCUUGGCAUCUUUUGAUGAAAACCAUACCUAGGUAGGCUCAUUAGCUGGGAGCACAUGUACGCCUCUUGUCAUUGGCUUACCAAUGUGUUCAGCUUGCUCUAAGUAGUGCAUUGCUGCUCCUUUAACAAAGGAUACAAAGAGAAUUAAGCAAAAUAGAUCAUAUAAAGAAACUGUAAAGUUGUUUAAAAUUAUAUGCCCUAUCUGAAUCACCAAAGGAAAUUUUUGGGUUUCAUAAGCCUUUUAAUAAUACUUUUGCAUUAUCACUUGUCCGUUAUUCUGUUGUUUACCAUCCCCCCAAAUAUUUAAAAAGGGAAAAUCUACAUACGCACUUAUUCUUGUAAAAUGGCUAUAAACGUAAUACUACAUGAAGUAUACAAAUGAUGUACAUUUUUAAUUUGUUAGAAUAGUUUCCUAUCAUUACAAUAAAGUAGAAUAACAGAUCAUAUGUGACAACAUAAAGAAAUAUUUGUUUAUUUUUGGUCUAAACAUAAAACUCAAUGGGACCUGAAUUACGAGCAUCAUUUAAAACCAAGGAAAGGAAACAAACGUUUUUGUAUUAUAAAAGCAUUUCUAAAACAUCAUAUGUCACUGGUCAGGGAAAAUCCAUAGACUCCUAAUAACAAAUCAUGAUUACCAGCUGUAUUCUUUAACACUGGAGCAGAUACUGCACUGACUGAAUAUUUUGGACGCCUCUUUAUGGUUUGUUUUGCUGUAUGGAUGCAUUAAAUGUGUAGCUUAGAUUUACCCAGCCUGGAAAUGAAGUUAAUGGAUCCUGUACAUUGAGAGACGUGGAUGCUACAGCCUAAAGGACUUGUUAUAUUUUUAUUUUUGCUUUUUUUUUUAAUUUGAUUUUUUAAUGCAAUAGAUGCCUCUUAAUUUUUGUUCAUCUUUUUUAAGUAAUAUUUCAGAGUGCUGCAAUUAUAUUCACAUGAGAAAAAUAAAAGAAAUAUGAAACAAA
Molecule: messenger RNA, 2978 nt
Organism: Bombina bombina (fire-bellied toad)
Lineage: Eukaryota; Metazoa; Chordata; Amphibia; Anura; Bombinatoridae
Gene: ATAD1
Product: ATPase family AAA domain containing 1
Exons: 10
Coding region: 83-1198 (371 amino acids)
Cellular component (GO): mitochondrial outer membrane
Molecular function (GO): ATP binding; ATP hydrolysis activity
Source: RefSeq, a predicted model, not a curated record